This is a messenger RNA of Parastagonospora nodorum SN15, 1620 nucleotides long. RefSeq lists its product as hypothetical. Gene Ontology annotation, biological process: phenylalanyl-tRNA aminoacylation. Gene Ontology annotation, molecular function: phenylalanine-tRNA ligase activity; ATP binding; tRNA binding. The coding region runs from base 1 to 1620 and encodes 539 amino acids. Gene Ontology annotation, cellular component: cytosol; cytoplasm; phenylalanine-tRNA ligase complex. The record is from RefSeq and is a predicted model, not a curated record. The transcript has 3 exons. Lineage: Eukaryota; Fungi; Ascomycota; Dothideomycetes; Pleosporales; Phaeosphaeriaceae.
AUGCCAGGAACCCGGGGCCCGGUGCCCGUGCCGCUCGAGACGCAGAACCGAAAUCUCACGCAGGAAAUUCUCGAUUUGCUCGACACGAAAGAGACGCUGCAGACGAAUGAUGACUUCCCCACCAUACCACAGGCUGAAAUAAAGGCUGCGCUGGACAGGCUAGCGAGCCGGUCUAUGGUCGAAUACAAGUCGCUAAACUCGGAUAAGGUCACUUUGACACCCGAGUCAGAAGCUAUCGUCGAGACUGGCAGCCACGAGUUCAAGGUCUGGAAAGCGAUCAAAGAGGCGGGGAAGGUCUCGAUCAAGGAAUUACCUAACAUCGUCGGCGCGCAAUCAGCGAGCGUGGGAGUAGGUAAUGGCUACAAGAAUAAGUGGAUCAAGAAGGAUGGCGACUCGAUUGUGCUCCUGGUUACAGAGGAGCCCAAGGACACCACUCGGGAGAUGCUCAAGAACAUCCAAGAAACACAGUCCGUGUCCGACGCAAAGCUCCUCGCAGACCUCAAGAAGAAGAAGCUUGCAACAGUCCUCAAAGUCAUCACAUACACCGUUACAAAGGGUCCAAAAUAUGCAAAGGAGAUGCCUGUGGAGCACACCGACUUGACCGUCGACCUUUUGGCAAGCGGUGCGUGGGAGACUGCCAACUUCAAGCCAUACAACUUCGCUGCCCUUGGCUCAAAUCAGGAUGCUGGCGCGUUGCACCCGUUGAACAAGGUCAGGCAAGAAUUCAGGAACAUCUUCUUCUCACAAGGCUUCGUCGAGAUGCCAACAGGACACUUCGUCGACACCGGCUUCUGGAACUUCGAUGCCCUCUUUGUACCGCAACAACAUCCCGCCCGCGACAUGCAAGACACCUUCUUCGUCUCUGACCCUCCUAAAGCCGACAAGCCUCGCGCCGACCCCGCCAACGAGGCCACCAUGGACCGCAUGGAGUCUGGCUCAAAACGCCUCUUCGCAACCGAAGAGAGCGAAAAGCGCGCAAAAAAGCCUCGCGACUUUGAAAAGUACUGGAACGACGUCAAGAAAGUGCACCAAGAAGGCGCCUUCGGCUCCAUAGGCUACCGCUACCAAUGGGCAGAAGACGAGUCACUCCGCCUCGUGCUACGCACACACACCACCGCCGUCUCCACCUGGGCCCUCCACCGCCUCGCAGAAGACCCGCGACCCGCCCGCUACUUCUCCAUCGACCGCGUCUUCCGCAACGAAACCGUCGACGCCACGCAUCUCGCCGAGUUCCACCAGAUCGAAGGCGUGAUUGCAGACUUUGGCCUCACGCUCGGCGGCCUGCAGCGCUUCCUCGAGGACUUCUUCCGCAACAUGGGCAUUGAGAAUCUGCGCUUCAAGCCCGCUUACAACCCUUACACCGAGCCGUCCAUGGAGAUCUUCGGAUACCACAAGGGCCUGAAGAGGUGGUUGGAGAUUGGCAACAGCGGUAUGUUUAGGCCGGAGAUGUUGGAGCCCAUGGGACUGCCGAGGGACAUGCGGGUUUACGGAUUUGGGCUGAGUCUGGAGAGGCCGACUAUGAUGAAGUAUGGAGUCAGCAAUAUCAGGGAGCUGUUAGGGCACAAGGUCGAUUUGAGCUGGAUAAGGGAGCAGCCCGCGGUCAGGUUCGAUAAGGAUUAG